This is a messenger RNA of Thermothielavioides terrestris NRRL 8126, 1794 nucleotides long. RefSeq lists its product as uncharacterized. Gene Ontology annotation, molecular function: protein serine/threonine phosphatase inhibitor activity. Lineage: Eukaryota; Fungi; Ascomycota; Sordariomycetes; Sordariales; Chaetomiaceae. The record is from RefSeq and is a predicted model, not a curated record. The transcript is spliced from 3 exons. Gene Ontology annotation, biological process: cellular response to glucose starvation; regulation of mitotic metaphase/anaphase transition. The coding region runs from base 135 to 1691 and encodes 518 amino acids.
AUCUGCCUGAGGUAAUUACCAACCGUUGAGACUCCAAACAAGGCGAAUACCGAACCAAUUCAUCGCCGCUUGCAAUUAUCAGGUAGGGUAGCAGCCUCGACCGGGCUGCUUUACUCUGCACCGCCGAUCCAUUCAUGGACGCGCCCGACUCUGCUGCCGCGAGGAGCGCUCCGGGGAAUGCGGCCAACACGUCGGGUGCGGCAGCCUCAUCGACCAUGGAGAGGCAAAACUCCCAAUCCAGUGCCCACAAGGUCAGCCACAUUGCCGCCCAUCGCCAGAGCUUCGCCGAGAACCAGCGGUAUCCGCCGCCGUCCCCGCGCAAUCAGCGGCACCCAUCCUUCACCCAGCAGGCGCUCCAAGAGCUCAUGAACCAUCCGCCCUCCAAUCGACACCCCACCCCCCGCUACGCUGGCCGAGACUGGCGGGACAUUGCCCUCGGGGAGCUGGUGGUGCCCGAGGAUGUCAGAUGGGCCGACUUGGACCUCAGCGUCCAGGAUGCGACCAUGCUGCUCCUCAGGCACAACCCGACCAAUGUUGUCCUCGUACGCGAGUCACCGUCGUCCAAAACAGCCGUCUCCACCUUCGACUACAGCGACUUGAAUGCGUAUCUGCUGGUGGUCGUAGGCUUGGCAAAGCCCGAGGAUGAAGACAUCAGCCUGUAUGCCGAGAUCGCCAAGAAGGCGCAGUCGCAGGAAGACAUCCCACUACGCGAGAUCCAGUCGCUUGCGCGGAAAGAGGAAUUGGUGACCCUCCCAGCCGACGCAACUCUCGAUAAGGCUGUCGAGGCGUUCGGCGGCGGGAUCCACCGGGUUCUGAUCGCCAACUCGGCCGGCGACGUGGUGGGCGUUCUCAGCCAACUUCGCCUUGUCGAGUUCUUCUGGAACGAAGCGGUGAACUUCCCGGUGAUCGAGCGGCUGUACGGCUGCCUGCUCCGAGACCUCCAGAUCGGCACGCACCAGAUCAUCGCCAUCAAUCUCGACCGCCCCCUGACCGAUGCGCUCCUGUUGAUGCACAAUGAGGGUCUCACGUCAGUGGCCGUCGUCGACCAGGGGCUGAACGUCGUCGGCAACAUCUCGACUGCAGAUGUCAAGCACCUGACGAGUGCUGCGAGCCUGCCGCUCCUCAACAACUCGUGCAUGAACUUUAUCAGUGUGAUCCUCUCGGAGCGCGGCGUGGAACACGGCCGUGACUCUUUCCCCGUCUUCCACGUCAAUCCCUACUCCACUCUGGGGCACACGGUCGCCAAGCUCGUGGCGACCAAGUCGCAUCGGAUGUGGGUGGUCGAGUCCGCCUCGCCCUCGCCGAGCGCCCCGGCAACGCCUCUCCUCCAGCCGAGCCAUCCGGCCGCACCUUCGCCUGCGCCGGCACCUGGCGGGGCAGCCGUAGGCAGCCCGCCCCCGUCUGCGACGGUCAUCAUCCCUCCGCCCGGCAACGCCCCGCCGCCGCAGUCGCCGCAGCCCAACCAGACCUUCGCCACGACAGUGAUACCGAGUGGCUUGCCCGGUGCUCGCCUGUCUGGCCGCCUGACGGGCGUGGUGUCCCUGACGGACAUCCUGAAUCUCUUUGCCAAGUCGAGCGGCCUCCGGCCGUCCGAUCCGGCGGAACAGCGGGCAAGGAGACGACGCAGCUCGAGCUCCUCGGUGCGCCCCAGCUUGGAUAGCGCGAGAGCCAGCAUCGACCUCAGAAGGUAGACAGCGGGUUAAACACGGAUGGGCGGCCCGGUGACCGCGCAACUGGAUGAGGAAACAGUAUCAUCUCCCGGGUUUUAUUUACCGUCUACGUCUGGCGGAUUAA